AAUUAAUAGAAAAGCAUUGAAAAUCCGUCUUAUCCUUUCGCCUGCGGAAACGACCAGCUUUCCCAAGAUGUCCCCAGCCGGAAGCUCCGACGAGGUUGCACCUCUAGUGGGGGUCGGACCUGCGCAUCUUCGCUAUGCCAGAGAGCUUAGAGGGGGUCCGGUCUCCGGAGGCUGCGCUCCAGCUACUUGCGGACGCGCUCCGCGCGCGUCACAACUCUCCGCCGGGGAAACGCGCCGCGCCGACCAAUGGCUGGACAGCCGCGGACGAGCUCGAGCUCAUCAUGCGACGCUGGCGCGCACUACUGGUCGGCAGCAAGAUGGGCGAGAUCACUGUCGGAAAACGCAAAGCCGACGCGUGCAAAAAGCACUCCCAACGACUCAACAAGUACCUGCACGAGAACAUCCCGUCUCGAGUCGUCGAGGACAUCUGGAAUGUCACCGCCGCACAGCUCAGUCCCGACCCCGUGCGUGUUGCAGUGAUGGAUUGCACUGACCCCGACGAGAGCCAGCGCUCCGCGGCGCUGAAGGCGCGGAUGGGGCGGCGCAGAGGCGACGACUCCCCGAGGCCCGAGCGUCGACCUCGAGCGCCUCCAGCGAUGGGGGCUUUCCCGCAUGCAAGCGCACGUCAUGCCCCAGCUGAGUACCCUGGCGAGCGGCGCCUUUGGCCCGGCCGGAGCCGCCCCUCGGACAGAUUCCUGCCCGCUGGCGCCAGACAUCGCGAGCAGCGGCUCACGCCGUGCGAGCUGCAACCGCGGCAGUGAUGCACUGUGGAUGCCGCAAGCCGGAAAGGCGUGUGCGCCCGACGAAAGCAGGACCAGCGUCGCCCAUACCAUCGGCCUCCGAUGGUGGACCACCGCCUCGGGUAGCACGGGAGCCGUUCUCCCUCCGCUGACAGAGAGCCGACGCAUACACACCAGUCAGUCAAUCCCACCUCAGACUCCGCCCUCCGGCGAGGCUCGCACGGUGCUCGCCGUCUUUCCUCUGCGCGGCGCGUCCUUGCCGCCGUCGCCCCACGAGCGCGCCGUCUGGCACUUCGCCCGCAGGAAGGCGUUGGCCUCGGCCUCGUCGCGGCAGAUCUUGGUUGGCUGCGGCGGCUUGAGCGUUGAGCACAGAGAGCACAAAGCGGUUGGCCAGAGCUUGGUGUCGGCACCCAGGAGUUGAGUAUGACGGUGAUGCCCUGGAUGUACUC
Molecule: messenger RNA, 1189 nt
Organism: Emiliania huxleyi CCMP1516
Lineage: Eukaryota; Haptophyta; Isochrysidales; Noelaerhabdaceae
Exons: 2
Coding region: 135-761 (208 amino acids)
Source: RefSeq, a predicted model, not a curated record